This is a messenger RNA of Penicillium bovifimosum, 282 nucleotides long. It is a transcript of the gene dph3, whose product is annotated as CSL family zinc fnger-containing protein. The coding region runs from base 1 to 282 and encodes 93 amino acids. Lineage: Eukaryota; Fungi; Ascomycota; Eurotiomycetes; Eurotiales; Aspergillaceae. The transcript has 2 exons. Gene Ontology annotation, biological process: protein histidyl modification to diphthamide. Gene Ontology annotation, molecular function: metal ion binding. The record is from RefSeq and is a predicted model, not a curated record.
AUGGCCGACGAAGCACUCAACAUCUACGAUGAGAUCGAAAUCGAAGACAUGACCUUCGAUCCAAACAUCCAGAUCUACACAUACCCUUGCCCAUGCGGCGACCGCUUCGAGAUCGCAAUCGACGAUCUGCGCGACGGCGAAGAAAUCGCCGUCUGUCCGAGCUGCAGUCUUAUGAUUCGGGUUAUUUUCGAUGCGAUGCUAAUCUACGUCUUGCGGGGUAUACAGGCCGAUCUCCCCAAAGCUGAUGCGCCGAGCACGAGUGAAGUGGCUGUUCAGGCUUGA